Acanthoscelides obtectus is the source of this 510-nucleotide messenger RNA. The record is from the annotation of a GenBank genome assembly. Lineage: Eukaryota; Metazoa; Arthropoda; Insecta; Coleoptera; Chrysomelidae.
AUGUGCGGAUACGAGAAGGAGCAACGUAGGCUUUGGGCACCUUGGGAGGAAGUACAGAAUGAAGAUGAAGCGAUCGAUCGAGACGAUUCAGAAGAAGAAGAAGAUGAAAUAGAUAAUGCAAGUGUUUGCAACGACUAUCCCGAUUUGGAGCAAGACGAUAAAGUUAUAGGAGAUCAAGAUGAUAAAGCACAAGCCGAGGACCUGGCCACGUGUCGUUUCUUUCUUGGAAAAAACGGGAUGAAAUGGUUCAAAGAGUGUCCUAAUGGAAAUCUUCGAACUAGAUCUGAAAACAUUAUAACCCAUCUUCCAGGAGUUAAGAACUACGCAAAAAUGGAGGAAACUCCACUUGAAUGCUUUCUCCUCUUUAUUGAUGGAAUAAUAAUCACACAUACAGUCAAAAAUGUAAAUAUAAGGAUCAUAGAAAAAUCUGAAAAAUGGAAGAACAAAGGAAUCAAUCCGGCAGAAAUUAAAGAAGUGUGCGGCCUUUUGUACCUAUCGGGAGUUUUUUAA